CUUUAUAUAAUAUCCGUGGUAGCAACCCAUAGAAUAAUAUUCUAUAAUUAGUGGUAAUAUAGAUAGAGAACAGUCCAGUCCGUAAAAGCGGGAAUUUUCCAACUUUUAGUACUUUUAUGGUCAACACUGUUAAAUAAAUACUAAUAUUCCUUGGGUUUUGUUUGAUAAAUUUAUUUUUGGAAAUUAAUUUUAAUUAUUAUAGAAUACAGAAUAGUAGUUUCUGACAUCUGGCUCUUAUCCUCUUAUCCAUCAAUUAAUCGCUAAUAAAAUAUUUUACCUGUAUUUUAUAAUUGUAACUUAAAUACUUGAUAUAAUUCAAUUUCGACCGAACAGUAAUAUUAUGCUUUCAUUAAACUGAACUUUCUUGUUAGUUGUUCCUUGUUUAUAAAGUACAAUAUUUAAUAUUAAUUUUAACUGCAACAAAAACACUACGAUAAAUAUUUUGUUAUUGAACACAAAAUAAUUUGUUAUUAUGGAUGAAUACAUUUAUGGAAUAUAAUUAAAUAUGAACUAUAAUAUUAUCAACAACAAAUUUAUUAUAAACUAAAAUUUUACAACCAUAUUCAAAAGAAACAUCGACCAUGGAUGAAUUGUGUGAUAAAAUGACUGUAAUUAAUCUUACACCUCAUAUUAUUGUUACAAAUUAUGAACAACUAGAAUUAUUGUUAGAAUCAAAACCUGAAAAAGUAUUUGAAUUUCUAAUAAAUAACGAAGAUUUCAAACGCACAUUGAAUAAAUGUGUAGAUAUUACAGUACUCAUACAUUUAAUGAAUAUAUUUUCUAAAAUUAAAUCAUUGGAAUUAAUUCAAAUAAAAUCUACUGUUUUAGAAAUGAUAUUCAAUUCAAAAUAUUUGGAACAUUUAAAUAAUUCUCUAAUUGAUAUUACUAAACUUAAAGAUUUAAUUAGCAGGGUUAAAUUACAAGAAUUUUUCAUUAAUUGUAAAACUAUAUUAGAACUUACUACAAAUUCAAAAUCCAAAACACUACUUAAUGGAAUAAUAAAAUAUAUGCAACACAUAUUAUUUGAAUCAAAUUCAAUAGAUAUUCAAGAAUUAUUGUUGAUAGAUGAUGACUUGAAGACUAAAAAUAUGUUGAAAAAUGUUGUACAUUAUGAUGUUAAAAGGUGGCCACAAUGUUAUAAAUCCCUAUCUAUUUACCCCGUAAUCAAAGAUAUUACUACAAAAAAAGUAAUUUUGAGUCCAAAUAUAAUUAAAGGAAGUUAUGAUAAUAUAGAGCAUUACAUUGAUGUACAAUUUCGUUUACUUCGUGAAGAUAUUUUAGCUCCAAUGAGAGAAGGUAUUCAGUCUUAUAGAAUAAUGAACAAAAUUGACCAAAAAUGUGUUACAAAAAUGCCAAAUAUGCGUGUUUAUUUUGGGGCAAAGAUAACAAAAAAGGAUAAGUUUAAAGAAACUUUUUUAGUUAAUUUUUUUACUAAAGAAGAUUGCUCAAUUAAUUCAAAAAGAUUUAUGUUUAAUUCACUAUUAGUAUUUAGUGAUGAUAAUUUUGAUUCUAUGUUUUUUGCUAUAAUUAUAAAAAUGAAUCGGAAAAUAUCAUUACCAAUAAAAACAAUAGUAAUUCAACCAUUGGGUAAUAAAAUAUCAAUUAAAUUAAAUUCUUCUUAUACAAUGGCAGAAUCUGAUGCAUAUUUUUUACCUUAUAUGUAUAGUAUGGAUGUUUUGAAGACAUUUAACCUUUAUAAUUUUCCUAUGAAAUCUUACAUUGUGUAUGGAAAAAGUAAAUCUAAAGUUCCAGCAUACUUAAAAUAUAAUUCACAAAUAUAUAAUAUUAAUGGUUCGCAGUUUGAUAUCUUAAAUGAUAAACUUUGGCCAGAUAACAAGGUUUUAGGACUUGACUGUGCUCAAAAAAAAGCAUUUAAAGCAGCAUUAACUGAAGAAUUUACUGUAAUUCAAGGACCUCCUGGUACUGGUAAAACAUAUAUUGGUCUUAGAAUAGCCAGAAGUAUUAUAGAAAAUAUGUAUGAAACGUGUUAUACAAAUCAUGCCUUAGAUCAAUUUCUUGAAGGUUUAAUUAAUAUCACUAAAAAUAUUAUAAGAAUUGGUGGUGGAUGUAAAUCUAUUGUUUUAAAAUCUCAUGUAUUAGCAAAUAUUAAUAAUCCUACAGCAAAAUUAAGUUUGAGAAAUUCAUAUGUAGUCGGUCUUACUACUACUGGAGCUGCUAUGAGACAUUCUGUGUUAUUGGAUCUAAAACCCCCUAUAGUUAUUGUGGAAGAAGCUGCUGAAGUCUUAGAAUCCCAUAUAGUUGUAUCCUUAACUGAAUCUUGUCAACACUUAAUUUUAAUUGGCGAUCAUCAACAAUUGCGUCCAAGAAAUGCAUCUUUUACACUUGCAAAACGGUUUAAUUUUGAUGUUUCAUUAUUUGAACGAAUGGUAAAAAAUGGAUUUCCCUGUUACACCUUAGCCACACAACAUCGAAUGCGACCUGAAAUUUCUGCUUUAAUGAAACCUAUUUAUCCUUUUUUAAUGGAUCAUAAAUCAGUUAACCAUAGAAGUAAUAUUAGUGGUGUUAAUAAGAAUAUAUAUUUUAUCCAUCACAAAGUACCUGAAGAGAAAGAAAUCGGGUCUAACAGUCACAAAAAUAUUCAUGAAGUAAAAUUUUUUAUAGAAUUUGCCAGAUAUCUGAUAAGUCAAGGCUAUCGACAAAAUCAAAUUACUAUACUAGUUACUUAUCGAGAUCAGCUAUUAGAAUUUCAAAAGAUUCAAGAAACAAGUUUUUUCUUAGAAGAUUUUAGAAUUGAAUGUGUAGAUGGCUAUCAGGGCGAAGAAAAUGAUAUUGUUCUGUUGUCUCUAGUGCGCAGCAACAUUGAUAAUAAUAUUGGGUUUUUACACAUUCAAAAUCGUAUUUGUGUUGCCUUAUCUAGAGCUAGAGAUGGAUUAUACAUCAUGGGAAAUAUGGAUAAUCUUAUACAUUCAUCGAUUUGGAAAAAAAUCAGUCAAACACUAGUUGAUCAACAAGCUCUUGGUAAUAAAUUGACUUUAUAUUGUCAAAUUCAUAAAGAUUGGAUUAAUACAGUUUGCAAUAGUAAGGAUUUCUUCAAAGCGCGUUGUUUAAAAGUAUGCAACAUUAAAAUGGAUUGCGGUCAUCACUGUCCAUAUUUUUGCCAUUAUAAUGAUCAAUCUCAUAAAACCUUAUAUUGUUGUAAAAAGAUUUAUACAAAGAUAUUACACUGUGGUUUCCAAAUCAAAAUAGAAUGCUGGAUGAGAUUUUUGACUUUUGAAUGUCCUCAGAGUCCUCCUAUGUCGAUAAGGUACCUAUCUACAUUAAGAAAAUCUAAAAAGCCUAUAUUAUAAUUUACCAAUCUUGUUUAAAUAGUAGUAUACAAUUCAUCAUAGACGUAUCAUCGACAUAUUAAAUAUAUUAAAUUGAAACUGUUGUUAAUUUAUGAAAUAAAAAGUAUCUAAUAGCAAUUAUAUUCAAUUAUACUUAGAUAAUUUGAUUGUAAAACAUACUAUAUAUAUUGUUAAUUAUACUAUUUGAAAUCUUAUAGAUAUGUAAGUAUAAAUUAUUUUAGUUUGUAAUUAUGAUAUGUUAAAAAUGUAUAUGAGUGCAUUUUUUAAUAUCAAGAAGUUAUAAAUUAUUUAUAUUCAAAGUUUUUUAAGUUAUUUAAAUUUGAAUUGUUAAUCUAAAAGCUUGCUCCCUAAAAAUUAAUAUUAUAUUUGUAUAAUCUAUCCCAUGAAAGAACAUGCUCAAAUUAAUGUUGAAUGCAUGUUGAAUGAAGUUCAUCAACUGACCAGACCAUCGUAUUUCCAUGUGCCCAAAACUUGGUGGUAGAUAUUAAAAGCCAACCAGUUUUUGUUAUCAUGCAGCACGUUCUUUCGUGGAACAGAGUAUAGUUAUAAAAAAUUUAGUAUAGUAUUUGAAUAAAA
This is a messenger RNA of Rhopalosiphum padi (bird cherry-oat aphid), 3884 nucleotides long. Its product is annotated as NFX1-type zinc finger-containing protein 1-like. The record is from RefSeq and is a predicted model, not a curated record. Gene Ontology annotation, biological process: regulatory ncRNA-mediated heterochromatin formation. Gene Ontology annotation, cellular component: nuclear RNA-directed RNA polymerase complex. The transcript is spliced from 9 exons. Bases 582 to 3308 code for a protein of 908 amino acids. Gene Ontology annotation, molecular function: helicase activity. Lineage: Eukaryota; Metazoa; Arthropoda; Insecta; Hemiptera; Aphididae.